AUGUCAGGGCUUCUCCGAGGAACUGCCUUUGUUACCGGCGCCGGCUCUGGUAUCGGACGCGCCACGGCCAUCUGCCUGGCUCAGCACGGCGUGUCAAAUCUCGCCUUGGGGGACGUGGACACGAAGAGGUUGGAGGAGACACAGGCGGAACUUGUCGCCCAAGGGUUGGCCGUGCAGGUCAUAUUGAUCGAGCUUGAUGUGAGCAGCGAGGAUGCCGUGAGAGAGGCCAUCGAGAAGACAGUGGCGGCGUUUGGACGCAUCGACUAUGCCGUCAACAACGCCGGCGUGGCUGGCCCGAUGGGAAGGGCCGAAAACGUCGCGUUUGCAGAGUGGCGGCGUCUUCUCGACGUCAAUCUGAACGGUGUCUGGCUCUGCCAACGAGCGGAAAUUCAGCAGAUGCUGAAGCAGGAUCUUCGCGCGACAGGACCAUACUCCCCUGGAUCAAGAGGGGUCAUUGUCAACGUCGCUUCGAUUCUGGGCUUGAUGGGCGCGUCUGGCACAAGCCCCGUCACGGCGUAUAGUGCGGCAAAGCACGCUGUCAUGGGUCUGACGAAGACGGUUGGUCUCGAUCAUUAUUGUCCCUAUUUCCCUUCCCGGAUUCAACAUCAUCGCGGGAUUUUUCAUGGCACUAUCUUACUGACGGCGCCGUUCCAUGCUUCUAGGAUGCUCGCGUCUACGCGAGAGAAGGGAUCCGAAUCAACGCAAUCUGCCCAGGGUCUCGUCCGUCUCGCUUGCAGAUUCAUCGAAACUCCCCUACUCACCCCGACCCUGAACGACGCCGUUCGCAAAGAGCUCCUCAGGAGAAUCCCCGCAGACCGGCUGGGCGCGCCCGAGGAGAUUGGCAACUCGAUCGUCUACCUGAUGUCGCACUUGAGCAGUUUCAUGUACGGUCACGGCCUUGUCGUUGAUGGGUGA
Molecule: messenger RNA, 915 nt
Organism: Fonsecaea monophora
Lineage: Eukaryota; Fungi; Ascomycota; Eurotiomycetes; Chaetothyriales; Herpotrichiellaceae
Exons: 4
Coding region: 1-915 (304 amino acids)
Molecular function (GO): oxidoreductase activity, acting on the CH-OH group of donors, NAD or NADP as acceptor
Source: RefSeq, a predicted model, not a curated record